AUGAUUCAGUCAAGUGAUACCAGGAGCUCCUUAUUGCCCAGCCUCAAUCCUCAACUACUUGAUUUUCUUUACGAUGUACAGAACGACAAGUUGAACGAUGACCUACGGCGACUUGAAAUUGAAUUUGGAAUCAAUCGGGAACAGGUUGCUUUCCAGGUAGCCUAUGUUGCAAUCGGAUUCAUAGCUGUGUAUCUGAUGAUUGGAAAAGAUGCUGGGCUUUUGUGCAAUUUGAUUGGUUUCGUCUAUCCUGCAAUCGCCUCAAUUAUAGUUNAAUUUUCCGCUGCGAUGGAAAUGGAUAUAAGAUACGACAUAUUUUUGUGGCUGUUGUAUUGGAUGUGCUACGGUCUAUAUGCGAUUCUUGAUCUGUACGCUGAAACAAUUAUGGAUGUACUACCGAUUUAUUGGCUUUCCAAGACACUUGUUCUGCUCUAUCUUAUGCUGCCACAAACGAAAGCGCUACACAAAAUCUACGUAAACGCAGUCAUUCCAGCAGUUGCUAAAGCUGAAGAAUUCAUUCUGAACUACUAA
Messenger RNA from Anisakis simplex (herring worm), 528 nucleotides. NCBI's taxonomy places the organism in Eukaryota, Metazoa, Nematoda, Chromadorea, Rhabditida, Anisakidae. The record is from the annotation of a GenBank genome assembly.